Aphanomyces astaci is the source of this 1021-nucleotide messenger RNA. RefSeq lists its product as hypothetical. The record is from RefSeq and is a predicted model, not a curated record. The transcript has 2 exons. The coding region runs from base 14 to 985 and encodes 323 amino acids. Lineage: Eukaryota; Oomycota; Saprolegniomycetes; Saprolegniales; Verrucalvaceae.
UGGCAACUCAAAGAUGGACGCAAUUCCGACAGACCCUCCCGUGCAUGUGCACUCCAUUGCGGGCAAAGCGUCGUGCUGCUACGUGGACAGCAUGAACGUUGCCUUCGACAUGGGAGUCAACUUUGUCAAGUCAGUGGUGCAGGACCAUGUGUUCAUCUCGCAUGGUCACAUCGAUCACAUCCAAGCGCUGCCGGCGCACGCUGCAGAGCGGCAGUUGACUGGCAUGAAGCCCGCUACGUACUACAUGCCUUCGCACCUCGUGCCACACAUGGAGCAAAUCAUGAUCAGCUAUUCGAAGAUGCAAGAAUCCGACAUUGCAGCUGUUCUCGUCGGUGUGGACGCUGGUAGCAUUGUGCAUAUAUCGCCAAAGGUUGCCGUGAAGGCGUUCGCGACGGCGCAUCGUGUGGCGAGUCUCGGCUACGUCGCGUACUCCAUUUCGAAGACAUUAAAGGGUGAGUUCGUGGGGUUGCCAGGGCGAGAGCUCGGAGCGCUCCGAAAGCAAAACGUCGUGCUGGAGGACAUCACGUGGGUGCCGUCUGUCGCGUACACGGGGGACACUUGCAUUGAAUUCUUCGACCAACACGAUCGAUGCGCGGACUUUUUGCGCGCGGCCGUCCUCGUCACAGAGGUACCCAUCUCAUGCGUUCAAGCCCUAACUGUUUGUGCAAAGUGCACCUUUUUAGGCGACACGUCGGCCGAGUCGAAAGCGGAUGAGACAGGCCACCUCCACCUGAACCAACUCGCACGUCGAAUGCAUCGCUUCGUCAACUCGUCGCUGGUGCUAACCCACUUUUCUGCCCGCUACAGCUUCCAGUACAUCCAGGACACUCUGACCAGGCAACUGCUGCCGCCGCCGCAUGAUGCCAACGACGAGGUGGUUCGCCGCAUCUUCAUGGCGUAUGGCGACCGCUGGGCCGCAGUGACCCGUCCUCCAUCUCCACCUGCACCACCCGCCGUCGCCUCGGAUAAACCGACCCAGUCAUAAUGGCACUUGUAAUAUUGACAGCAUCUAUUACACCUG